AUGGCGUGUUCUGAGGACCAGCGCUCCUGCAUUUCAGCCCUCAGCAUUAUCAGCUCCGUCAAUGUUUUGCUUUCUCUCUUUAUCUCAGCCACAUCCUCCCAGUUUUUGGACCCAGACUCUACUACAAUUCCUCCGAAAAAGCCAGAUCCUGUGACAUCAGAGACCGUGGUUUUCUGGGGCCUGCGACUAUGGCAAGUGGUCGGUGUCUUCUCCAUAUUCGUCUUGGCCGUGAUAAUCGUACUAUGUUGCAUCUUCAAGUGUCGAAUACCUAGGACAAAGAAGGAAAUUGAAGCACGUUAUGCCCAGCGUCAAGCUGCAAAGAAGUACGCCAACACUUUGGAUAAUGUCCCUCCACUGAAUGAACUGACAGAGAUGCCAGGAGAUUCUUCUGACACUAUCCCUCUGCAAACUGUCUCUGGUCAACUCCAGCACAGAUCUGUCCACUCUCUUCCAGUCCUUCAAGAAGAAGAUGAAAUGGCUCCUCUCUGA
Pristis pectinata (smalltooth sawfish) is the source of this 489-nucleotide messenger RNA. It is a transcript of the gene tmie, whose product is annotated as transmembrane inner ear. The record is from RefSeq and is a predicted model, not a curated record. Bases 1 to 489 code for a protein of 162 amino acids. The transcript is spliced from 4 exons. Lineage: Eukaryota; Metazoa; Chordata; Chondrichthyes; Rhinopristiformes; Pristidae.